AUGUUUAUCCGUCAAAAGUGGGUACACUCAAAAUAUGAACACGCGUUUCAAGCAUCGUUUUUUAUAGAUACGAGAUGGCUCAAGUGGUUAGAGUGCGAAUUUACUGGUCGGAAGAUCCGUGGUUCGAACCCGACCUCCGCCUCUCCUCUCGACUUGACUAGGUUUGAGCAACGUGUCAAUAUCUCAGCCCUCGUGUUUCCUUCAGGUGGUAUGGCAGUUAGGCAUCGAAAGGGGGCGAGAUGGCCCAAGUGGUUAGAGCGCGAAUUUAAUGACCGGAAGGUUUGUGGUUCGAAUCCGACCUCCGCCACUCGACUUCCCCUGUCUAGGCUUGGGCAACCUGGCAGUAUCCCAGCCCUCGUGCUCCCUUCAGGUGGCAUGGCAGCUAGGCACCGGAAGGGUGCUACAGCUGAACGCUCUUCUCUCUCUUUAACACCCGUGUCGAUGGCCAAUUUCAUAGACGCCAAAACUUCGACCGAAAAUUCAGUUGAUGUUAACGAGGGAUCUAGUCGCAGUUCAGCGAACGUGUCGAUCACAAUAUUCUUCAACCGUGAAUGUCACGUGUUCGUUUCAGCCGUAAUACCCUUUCGAUGCCUAACUGCCAUACCACCUGAAGGAAACACGAGGGCUGAGAUAUUGACACGUUGCUCAAACCUAGUCAGGGUAAGUCGAGAGGCGGAGGUCGGGUUCGAACCACGGAUCUUCCGACCAUGCCUAGUGUCGAAGAGAAAAGACACAGAGAAGGGAACACAACAGCUGUAUUCCGAACAAGCGAGUGAGGGAGAGAGCAAAAGUUACAACGACCCCACGCUGCUUAAAAGGGACUUUCUGACAUUGAUCCAUGGUUUUCUGAUAGGC
Opisthorchis viverrini is the source of this 855-nucleotide messenger RNA. RefSeq lists its product as hypothetical. The record is from RefSeq and is a predicted model, not a curated record. The annotation marks the transcript as partial. Lineage: Eukaryota; Metazoa; Platyhelminthes; Trematoda; Opisthorchiida; Opisthorchiidae. The transcript has 5 exons.